Messenger RNA from Juglans regia (Persian walnut), 945 nucleotides. Its product is annotated as cytochrome c oxidase assembly protein COX19-like. NCBI's taxonomy places the organism in Eukaryota, Viridiplantae, Streptophyta, Magnoliopsida, Fagales, Juglandaceae. The record is from RefSeq and is a predicted model, not a curated record. The transcript is spliced from 5 exons. Bases 319 to 684 code for a protein of 121 amino acids.
CGAACGUUUUAGCGUUUUCAAUGUUUCCUCGUGCUCCGUUUUCUAUUUCCUUGCUCCGCGGUGAAUCACUGAAUGGAAAGAGAGAAAUUGAAUUCUUCUAUGCCCUGAAUCUGUUCAAUCAAACGCGCAACAUCUUUUACGAAUGAGUGCAGAUAUGUGCCUUCGGAGCAUACGUUUGCCCGGAACUCGAGUGUUUACUCUCAUUGGGGUCGGAAAUUAUGUUACUUUCAUGUCCAUCUAUGGAUUUUUGGAGCUUGAUAUCGUUGCCGGCUCUUCGAAAAAAUAUAGAACCACUAGGGAGUGGGAUAUCUAGAAAUCAUGGAGGGCAUCUUUUUAAACUUCGGGAACUCAAUAGUUUGGCCAAAUCCUCAGAAGUUUGUAAUUUUUGCAGGUGGUGCAUUUGGUGGGAAUAGGGGACUGAGACCAGUACCUCCGGAAAAAGGAGUCUUCCCUUUGGAUCACAUGCAUUUAUGCGACCUGGAAAAGAAAGACUACCUGAACUGUCUAAAAUCUUCCAGCCACCUAUCUGAAAAAUGUAGAAACUUUUCAAAGAAGUAUCUGGAGUGCCGUAUGGAAAAGAACUUGAUGGCAAAGCAAGACAUGUCAGAACUAGGAUUUGGGAAGGAAAGUGACACGAAAACUUCUGGGGAGAAUGCUAGCGAGAGAAUUGAAAACCAAGGCUGAAAAACACUUGGGAAUAAGACAUUGUUAUGAAAAGUUGGAAAAGCUUUUCUAUUGGGAUUGGUUCUUCGGUAAUGCUUUUUUGGUGUUAGUAGAAUAUAAAUUAUCAUAGAAAAUUUGGGAAGUUACAUGUAGAAGCCAUCCGAAAGAAACAUGAAACACUGGAAUUUUGCACGUGUUACUAAAGUCGAGAGAGUAUUGAUACCCGGGUAAUAAUAACCCCAUUAAAUCAUGAUCAUGCCUUACCGGCACGAGUCUUUAUUA